UUUUGUUAUUUAUUUACAUUUGUUUUAUGUCUGCAAUGCGUUAACACAUGUCGUUGUCUUUGAUUGUCAUAUUAUUUUUGUUGAAUUAAUUGAGUGAUCAAAUGAGCCGAAGACAGACCACGAGAUGACCAGCAAAGACGUGUCCACACAUUACGAGACACUAAAUUGCAAUGAAAAUGCAACCAAAGAGGAGAUCCGCAAUCAGUUCAAGAAGUUAGCUCUUCAGACACAUCCCGACAAAAGUGACUCUAAAACUUCUUGCGAAGACUUUCAUCGCAUCGAUUAUGCGCUCAAAGUGUUGGCCACUGACGAGAGCCGUCGCCAAUAUGACUGUCAACUAAUUGACGACCGAAGUUAUGAUCGUAUUAUUAAUCAAGAGAUUACUAUAAAUGAUAUGAUACUAAUUGAUGACACGUAUUCAAUAGAUUGUUGUUGUGGCGGAUCUUAUCUUAUAUCGAUUGAUGACUUUAGUCAACUAUCGAGUGUUGAAUCACCACAAGAAUCACUUAUAAUUGAUUGCAAUUCCUGUUCAUUAUCUGUAAAAUUAGGCAAAACAUGAAAAAUUUUAUUAAAAAUUAUUAAUUAAUAAAUAAAAU
Messenger RNA from Oppia nitens, 596 nucleotides. RefSeq names its product DPH4 homolog. Gene Ontology annotation, biological process: positive regulation of ATP-dependent activity. The record is from RefSeq and is a predicted model, not a curated record. The transcript has 4 exons. The coding region runs from base 125 to 559 and encodes 144 amino acids. Lineage: Eukaryota; Metazoa; Arthropoda; Arachnida; Sarcoptiformes; Oppiidae. Gene Ontology annotation, molecular function: ATPase activator activity; ferrous iron binding.